AUGGAGUCAUGGGGAUCGAGCACGAGGGAUACGGAGAACAACAAUCAAAGUGCUGACGAGGCAAAGAAAGCUCUUGAGCCAGUGUUUAGCGUUGGAGAUAACGUUGCUCUUCAGAAUUUUCAAUCGGUGUUUCGGACAGGUGUCGACGACCCUGCUCUCCUAAAUGCAGUCCUGCUCACGGCGACCUACGCUGCGACCAAGGAUGUGCUCGAUCAUGAAUAUCUCAAGUACCAAACGGAGACGAUGAGGAUCGUCCGCGAAAGGAUCAGCUUCUUUGAUCCGUCCACCACCGUUUCAACGAUGGGCGCCAUCCUUCUGCUUGCCGGGAUCGAGACUCGAUUAGGAAUGCGAUCGCAAGUCGAAAUUCAUCUCAAAGCCAUUUAUCAGUUACUGCAAUCCUCCAGGGUGGGACAGGUAUAUCUGACUGAUGGAAUCAAACGCGCUAUAUUCUGGCAGGACUUGUACGCACACAUCUUGACCGCCUCGGAACGCAUAGUGACCCAUGAGCUGCGGUGGGAGAGAGACAUAUUCCCGUCAGACAUCUUUGUCUUGUCUCCCGGGUUCCAGAGAAAGGCACAUCUCUUUCCCGAGGAGUUUCUGGAAGUUCUCGUCGACAUUCAUGCCAUGCAAAGUUGUCGAGAUUCUUCUUUCUUUGCCUACGAGGACACUGUGUCCAUGAUGCGCGUGGACAAUCAACAAGCAUCAGUUCAGUCAAAACUUGCAAAUCUUCCGAACAUGCCAUACGUUGUCGAAUGCAGCCGAUGGGCUGCGUACCUGGCAGCGUCGAUGCUCUGCUGUAAGGUUUGGCGGUUAUCUGUAAUGCCGCCAUUGAUUUCCUCGCAGCUCCUUCAGAAGCUACAGCAGGAGCAUGAUGAGUCAGAUUGGUACGGCCAUAGUGACCUGCUGAGUUGGAUGUUGUACAUUGGAGGGGCUUUUGCGCCUCGCGGGCCUACACGGACAGGCUACAUCAAGCUCCUUCAAAAGCAGGCAGAGUUUUCCUCAGAAUUCAUGCAUUUGUCUCUUUCUUGGAGUGAUUUGGUUCAAGAUCUCAGACAAUUCGUCUGGUCGGAGAAGGCAUUUUCUACGCAGGUCAGGUCAUUUUGGGAUGAGGUGCAGUCUGCCAUCGAUUGA
Molecule: messenger RNA, 1131 nt
Organism: Exophiala spinifera
Lineage: Eukaryota; Fungi; Ascomycota; Eurotiomycetes; Chaetothyriales; Herpotrichiellaceae
Exons: 5
Coding region: 1-1131 (376 amino acids)
Source: RefSeq, a predicted model, not a curated record